Messenger RNA from Peromyscus leucopus (white-footed mouse), 2522 nucleotides. It is a transcript of the gene Letmd1, whose product is annotated as LETM1 domain containing 1. Gene Ontology annotation, biological process: intracellular monoatomic cation homeostasis. The transcript is spliced from 9 exons. Bases 55 to 1197 code for a protein of 380 amino acids. Gene Ontology annotation, cellular component: mitochondrial inner membrane. Gene Ontology annotation, molecular function: ribosome binding. The record is from RefSeq and is a predicted model, not a curated record. Lineage: Eukaryota; Metazoa; Chordata; Mammalia; Rodentia; Cricetidae.
CGCACCCUGACCCCGGGGGCGACCCCUCCCUCCGCGCGCUUCCCCGGCGUGAAGAUGGCGCUGUCCAGGGUGUGCUGGGCUCGGGCUGCUCUGUGGGGCUCGGCCGUCGCCCCCGGACCCUUCGUCACCCGGAGGCUGCAGCUGGGCCGCUCGGGCCCCGCGUGGCGAGCCCCUCGGCCUUCAAAGCUCCAUCUUUCUCCAAAGGCGGACGUGAAGAACUUGGUUACUUACAUGGUGACCAAGACCAGAGCCAUCAAUGGAUCUUACCAUCGUUUCUUGAGCCGCCAUUUCCCCCGCUUCUAUGCCUUAUACACAGUCUUCAUGAAAGGAAUACAGAUGUUAUGGGCUGAUGGCAAAAAGGCUAGAAGAAUAAAGGCAAAUAUGUGGAAGCACAAUGUAAAGUUUCACCAACUUUCUUACCGGGAGAUGGAGCAUUUGAGACAGUUCCGUCGAGAUAUCAGCAAGUGUCUUUUCAUAGGCAUCAUUUCCAUCCCACCCUUUGCCAACUACCUGGUCUUCCUGCUCAUGUACCUGUUUCCCAGGCAACUGCUUGUCAAGCAUUUCUGGACCCCCAAACAACAAGUUGAUUUCUUAGAUAUUUAUCACAGUCUCCGGAAGCAGGCCCACUCAGAGGUCAUUACUUACUUAGAAAGGGCCAGCACUCUGGUUUCCGAUGAGAGGCUUCAGUGGCAUCUGACAGACCUGGGCAUCAAGGUGAGGAACGGUACCCACCCGACAGCUCAUGACAUCCUGCCUCUCAGAGAGUGCUUCUCUACUCAUCCCCUGGGCUUGAAUCAACUCCAGGCUGUGCAGAUGAGAGCCUUGAGCCGAGCCAUGCUCCUCACACCUCACCUGCCUUCCCCCUUGUUGAGAUGGCGUUUAAAGAGACUUACCACUGAGAUUCACCAGCUGGACAGGGCUCUGGCAAAGCUGGGGAUUGGCCAGCUGACAGCCCAGGAAGUGAAAUCGGCUUGCUAUCUUCGUGGCUUGAAUUCUACCCACAUUGCUGAUGACAGGUGUCGGACUUGGUUAGGAGAAUGGUUGCAGAUUUCCUGCAGCCUAAAAGCUCUGUUAAAAGGUGAACCGUGUUCUGGCCACGCACUAACCGGACGGUGUUUUCAGAGGCCGAGCUGUCCCUCCUGCUGCACAGCGUGGUCCUGCUCUCCACCAACUACCUUGAGACAAGGCGCUGAGUGAGCCGUGGAGUGACGUUGUCCUGCAGUCAGUAAUGUAGUAGUGUGGGACCAAAGCACCUGCCAGCAGCCGGAACACUGUUAGUGUGGGAGGCAGAAGAGCAGGUCCUAUGGGCUUCGCAGCACGCUGCCCAUCCGGGAGCUGUAGCCAUUCCUCACAGCUUGAACCUCACAGCUUGAACUAAACACACGUGUGGUGCCGUCCCGUCAUGCUAACCUGGAACUGGCAAGCACCUCUGGUACUGGACUUUUGUUGUGAUGUAAUGGUUAGGUCCUAUUAAGUCAGUUUUUGCCCAGGUUGGAAUCACUUGGCCUAAAAUUCAUGACUGCCAUGGUUUGUUUUUAAAUUUCUAUUUUUUUUUCCCUGAGAUGAGUCUAUGUUGCCCAGGCUGGCCUCAAAUUUCUGUGCUCAAGGGAUUCUCCCACCUCAGGCCUCUGGGUGCUGGGGCUACAGGUCCAAGUCCCACUGGCCUCACUGCCGUGUUCUUCACAUCCGUGAGGGGGUUUUUUGCUGGUUUUCCUGAGACCUUGUUUGAGGAUGGCCUUGAACUCGUGCUGGGAUCCAAGCUGAAGCACCAGUGCUCUGUGAGGUAUGAGGAGCGGGCCAAGUGCUCGACACUCAGCCCUUUCCACGGAGAGUUUGAGUGCCAAGAACACUGCUGCUUGGACUGGGGUGCUGCACCUGGGCCUGCACCCAGACGCCCUGCAGGUCUUUUCUCAUCCCCGCCCCUUUUAUUUUGGCGUUUUGGAGACAGAGUCUCACUCUAUAGCCCAGGCUAGCCUUCAAUUCCUAGCAAUCCUGAAAACUCUGCCACAGCUUCCUGGGUACUAGGAUUACAGCAUGAGGCUCUAGGCCUGUCCUGUCCUUUUUGAUGUGACCAAAAGUAGGAGCACUUUCCACGUCACUAACGUGGACCGCCCACCCUCUUCCUUUAGUAUCCUUAAUUUAUGGGAACAUUCUAAAGGAGGUGAAAAGGAAGAGGAUCGGCUGCCCGGCCCCUCCCCUGCACCUGUCCCCCAGUGUCUUAAUUCCCAGGCUGUCUGUCACACAGCCCUAAGGACCUUCCUCCCAUGUUUGCUCCCCACUGUGUUGCCCUGAGGCAUCUGGAGCCGGCAGUGGCUGCCUUCUUUAGGCCAUGGUCAAAUGGUGUAAGGUACUCCUUACUGCCUGGCCCUGGGAGACCAGGAGAUCUACAUCAAGACCUUAAACUGGGCUUGGCUGUUUGUUGUGUGUCCACCUGUGAUAACUUACUGUAAAUGCAUGAAGCACUGUUUAAACCAAGUAAAGACUGCCUGAAACCUGUUUUUGGGAAUUACUUACUCACUUUA